Sclerotinia borealis F-4128 is the source of this 1917-nucleotide messenger RNA. The record is from the annotation of a GenBank genome assembly. Lineage: Eukaryota; Fungi; Ascomycota; Leotiomycetes; Helotiales; Sclerotiniaceae.
AUGAUGGAAAGUAAUCAUCAAGCUGGCGAUCAGAAUGCCACGAAUGAUCUUGCAACAGAGAAUACACCACUUCUGUUUCCUGCAGGCAACGAUACACCGACAAUUGAAGAACCAUUGGAGGAUGAUGAUGGCGAUUCAACAGGAACUGAUGCCGAUCCCAAUGAAUUCGACCUCAUGUUAUCGAGAACAACAUCAUUUACAGCUAUAGGAAUCGAAACCAACCUCCAAGAAUCAUCUAUGCUUCGGAGUUCUCGAAUUCAUCAUCCUACCAAACGAGGAUCUAGAAAUUCCAGUCGUGUGAGCACGAGAAGGAAAUCAAUCUCUGGUUCCAUCAGGAGUAUUCGAGAAACCAUUGAGGACGAUGACAUCGAUGAAGAAUCCAAAUCCCCAUUUUUAGGCGGUGUUGGUGUAAAAAGAUUUUGGCUCAUAUUCGGCGGUGUCCUCUUAACAUAUACAUUAUCUUCUUUUGAUUCCACCAUCAUGGUUUCGAGUCAUCCUGUUAUUACUUCAUAUUUCCAUUCUUCCAAUAGUGCAUCAUGGUUAUCCACGGCAUUUCUCCUCACAUCCACAAGUUUUCAACCGGUUUUCGGGCGUCUGUCAGAUGCCAUGGGGAGAAAACCUCCUUAUAUAUUUUCAAUGAUCUUGUUCUUAUUCUCAACUAUAUGGUGUGCUCUUGCUCAAAGCAUGACGAGUUUCAUUGCUGCCAGAGCGGUUUGCGGCUUGGGUGCUGGGGGUGUCAUGUCAAUGGGAUCUAUUAUUACAAGUGAUCUUAUACCCAUUGAAAUUCGAGGCGCGUAUCAAUCGUAUCUGAACAUUGUUUUUGGGAUUGGGGCGGCUUCAGGUGCGGCGUUGGGUGGUGCUAUUGCGGAUCGUCUUGGAUGGAGGUGGGAAUUUGGUGUUCAAGUUCCGGGAUUAAUUUUGUGUUUGAUUGUUUCGUGUUUUGUCAUUCCGAGUGAUUUGGGUUUGAAUAGGGGAAAGAAAACCCUGAAGGAAGCGUUGAGUGUUUUUGAUUACAAAGGGUCUCUAUUACUCAUGGCUACUAUCACAUUCUUCAUCCUAGCGAUAAACCUCGGCGGCAACAUCUAUCCCUGGACACACCCUAUAAUACUCACCUGUAUAGCCCUCACCACAAUCUGUCUCCCCCUCUUCGUCAUAACCGAAUACCACGCCGCCCAACCCGUCAUGCCCCUCUCACUCCUAACCAAGAACCCCCGAUCUUCCCUCAUCAUUAGCAAUGCUCUCGGCGGUCUCGUCAUCAACGCAGUCCUCUUCAACAUCCCUCUCUUUUUCCAAGCCGUGCUCCUCGAAUCCCCUACAGCAUCCGGUCUUCGUCUCAUCAUCCCUUCCAUCGCCGCAAGCGCCAUCGGUACCCUAACCGGAUUCCUCAUCACCUGGACUCGCAACUUGAAAACCCCGCUCGUUUUAGGUGCAACACUUUAUAUACUUGGAGCAAUCGGUCUAGUAGCUAUGAAUCGCAAUCUGCCAAAUUGGGCAUAUGUACUGUUGUUAAUCCCAACGAGUAUGGGACAGGGAUUCCAAAUGCCAAGUACUUUUAUGAGUGUAUUGGCGGUGAGUGAACAGGGAGAACAAGCCGUGGUUACGACGACGCUGGUGCUAUGGAGGAGUAUGGGACAGGUUUUGGGGGUGGCGGUUAGUUCGUUGAUUGUGCAAAAUUCGUUGGUGGGGUAUCUGAAUGAGAAUGUUUCGGGGCCGGAUAAAGAGAAGGUAAUAGAAGCAGUUCGCACCUCAGUCCAAGCAGUAGCGGGAUUGGAACAACACUAUAGAGAUCAAGUGAUAGAUUCGUAUGCGCAGGCAUUGAGGGCAGCGUAUAUCUUUGCGUUGGUGGUCAGUGUGGUGGCGUUUGCACUUACAAUUGGGAUUAAAUUGCCGAAAUUGGGGUUUAGAAAGUUGAAGUAG